This is a messenger RNA of Capsicum annuum, 993 nucleotides long. RefSeq names its product WRKY transcription factor 18. Bases 81 to 875 code for a protein of 264 amino acids. Gene Ontology annotation, biological process: regulation of DNA-templated transcription. NCBI's taxonomy places the organism in Eukaryota, Viridiplantae, Streptophyta, Magnoliopsida, Solanales, Solanaceae. Gene Ontology annotation, molecular function: DNA-binding transcription factor activity; sequence-specific DNA binding. The record is from RefSeq and is a predicted model, not a curated record. The transcript has 4 exons.
CCCAUUUUUUCCAUUUCUUCUCUUCAUUCCUUUCAACAAAAACCCAACCAAUUAGGACAAAAUUUUUUUAUACAGAUUCAAUGGAUACCAAUUUGGGAGACAAAACAUUUUCUAUUGACCUCAACACAAACCCCUCAUUGCACAACACCAGUAGAAGUCCGCAUGACACGUUGGAUGAAAAGUUGGUUAGGAUGAGAGAAGAGAACAAAAAACUUGUAACAAUGCUAACUACUUUGUGCGAAAACUACAAUUCAUUGCACUCUCACCUAAUUGAGUUGCUGCAGAAAUACUUCAGUCAUAAUGAAGAGGACAAUUUCAAAUUUUUUUUAAGGAAAAGAAAGGCUGAAGGAGAAUGUUGUGAGAAUAAUUCAGACAUCCAUUUUGAAGAAGCAUCACCAAAGAGGCCAAGAGAAAUCACAACCAAUGUUUCAACUGUUUGCGUUAAAACCAAUCCCUCCGAUCAAACCUCGUUGGUGAAGGAUGGAUAUAACUGGAGAAAAUAUGGUCAAAAAGUGACAAGAGAUAAUCCUUAUCCAAGAGCCUACUACAAGUGUUCAUUUGCACCAACAUGUCCAGUCAAGAAGAAGGUACAAAGAAGUAUUGAAGAUCCAUCAAUUUUAGUAGCUGUAUAUGAAGGGGAGCACAACCACCCUCACCCAUCCCAAGCUGAAAUAACAGUGCCAUUACUCAACCAAGGUGUUACAACAGAUCCAACAUUUUUGAACAAAUUAAUGGAAGAGAUUGACACAAAUUCACUGCAGCAACAUUUAGUCGAACAAAUGGCGUCUUCCUUGACUAGCAGCCCUAGUUUCACUGCUGCAGUUGCUGCGGCCAUCUCUGGAAAGAUUUUCGAAUAUGAUUUACCUUUCAAAUAACGAAAAAUUUACUCAAACGGUUUUAGUUUCUUUAUUGUGAUUGAAAUGAGCCUAAUGUAAAUUUUACCAUUUUGAGAUUGUUGUUGUCUUUGUUAUAAUAAUAUUACGUUGGUCUCAA